Messenger RNA from Nomascus leucogenys (northern white-cheeked gibbon), 3087 nucleotides. It is a transcript of the gene BRAT1, whose product is annotated as BRCA1 associated ATM activator 1. Gene Ontology annotation, biological process: cell population proliferation; DNA damage response; positive regulation of protein phosphorylation. The record is from RefSeq and is a predicted model, not a curated record. Bases 289 to 2877 code for a protein of 862 amino acids. Gene Ontology annotation, cellular component: nucleus. The transcript is spliced from 15 exons. Gene Ontology annotation, molecular function: protein binding. NCBI's taxonomy places the organism in Eukaryota, Metazoa, Chordata, Mammalia, Primates, Hylobatidae.
ACCGGAUGCCCGGCAUGAACCACCAGGCGCCUAGCGGGGGUGAUCGGUCAGAGCGCCCGGCUUGGCGCCUGCCUGUCCCCAGCCCCUCUCAGCUUGAACUCCUUCCUUCACGUCUGGGCCCUUGAGGCUUCCAGAGCGGCCUCCAGGGGUGCAGUCUCAGUUCCCCACGCCAGCCGUUUCCGUCCUUCGCCUCCUCCGGGCCUGGCAGGUGGCACUGUCCGGAGGCGGAGCCUUGGGCGAGGGGUGGUUGCGACGGAGAACGGAACACAGCGGGACUGCGGCCUCACCAUGGACCCGGAAUGCUCCCAGCUGCUCCCAGCUCUCUGUUCUGUUCUGGUAGAUCCCAGGCAGCCGGUGGCAGAUGACACCUGUUUGGAGAAGCUGCUGGACUGGUUUAAAACGGUCACUGAAGGAGAGUCCAGUCUUGUGCUGCUGCAGGAGCACCCUUGCCUGGUGGAGCUGCUAUCCCAUGUGCUGAAAGUCCAGGACCUGAGUCCCGGGGUUCUCUCCUUCUCACUCCGCCUGGCAGGAACCUUCGCAGCCCAGGAAAACUGCUUCCAAUAUCUUCAGCAGGGAGAGUUGCUACCAGGGCUCUUUGGGGAGGCAGGACCCCUCGGCCGAGCAGCCUGGGCCGUCCCCACCGUGCGCAGCGGCUGGAUCCAGGGCCUGCGCUCCCUGGCACAGCACCCCAGCGCCCUGCGCUUCCUGGCCGACCAUGGUGCAGUUGACACCAUCUUCUCCCUGCAGGGAGACUCCAGCCUGUUUGUGGCCUCGGCGGCCAGUCAGCUCCUGGUGCACGUCCUGGCUUUGUCCAUGCGAGGUGGAGCCGAGGGGCAACCCUGCCUGCCGGGGGGUGACUGGCCCGCGUGUGCCCAGAAGAUCAUGGAUCACGUUGAAGAGUCCUUGUGCUCCACGGCCACCCCCAAGGUCACUCAGGCCCUGAACGUCCUGACCACGACCUUCGGGCGCUGCCAGAGCCCCUGGACGGAAGCCCUGUGGGUGCGGCUGAGUCCCCGCGUGGCCUGUCUGCUGGAGAGAGACCCCAUCCCCGCCGCGCACUCGUUCGUGGACCUGCUUCUCUGUGUGGCUCGUUCUCCUGUGUUCAGUUCUUCCGAUGGCGGCCUGUGGGAGACGGUGGCGCAGGCUCUGAGCUGCCUGGGCCCCACCCACGUGGGACCCCUGGCUUUGGGGAUCCUGAAGCUCGAGCACUGUCCACAGGCACUAAGGACCCAGGCCUUCCAGGUCCUUCUCCAGCCCCUGGCCUGUGUCCUGAAGGCCACGGUUCAGGCCCCUGGACCCCCAGGCUUGCUGGAUGGGACGGCAGACGAUGCCACGACGGUGGACGCGCUUCUGGCCUCCAAGUCGUCCUGCGCGGGCCUCCUGUGCCGCACCCUGGCUCACCUGGAGGAGCUGCAGCCGCUGCCCCAGCGCCCUUCACCGUGGCCCCAGGCGUCCCUACUGGGGGCUACAGUGACUGUCCUGCGGCUCUGUGACGGCUUGGCUGCCCCCGCCUCCAGUGUGGGGGGCCACCUCUGUGGGACCCUGGCGGGCUGCGUCCGGGUCCAGCGAGCAGCCCUCGACUUCCUGGGGACGCUGUCACAGGGCACAGGUCCCCAGGAGCUGGUGACGCAGGCGCUUGCUGUCCUCCUGGAGUGCCUCGAGAGCCCCGGCUCCAGCCCCACGGCCUCUGGGGAUGGGGCCUUCACACAGGGCCACAGAGUUGCUGCUCAGAGAGCUUCACGACGCAGGUGGCUGCGUGGGUCGGGCCCGGGGCCUCUUGUUGGUGAGAUACAUCAGCACGCAGAGGUCCUGAAGAAGGCCUUCCAGGCCACGCUCAGGUGGCUGCUGAGCUCACCCAAGAACCCCGGCUGCUCUGAUCUCAGCCCCCUCAUCCCGCAGUUCCUCAGAGAGCUGUUCCCUGUGCUGCAGAAACGCCUGUGCCACCCCUGCUGGGAGGUGAGGGACUCCGCCCUCGAGUUCCUGACCCAGCUGAGCAGGCACUGGGGAGGACAGGCCGACUUCAGAUGUGCACUCUUGGCUUCAGAGGUGCCUGAGCUGGCCCGGCAGCUCCUCCAGGACCCUGAGAGUUAUGUCCGAGCGAGCGCGGUGACCGCCAUGGGGCAGCUGUCCAGCCAGGGCCUGCAUGCCCCCAUCAGCCCUGAGCAUGCAGAGGCCCAGCAGAGCCUGUUUCUGGAGCUGCUGCACAUCCUCUCCGUAGACUCGGAGGGCUUCCCACGGCGGGCGGUCAUGCAGGUCUUCACCGAGUGGCUGCGGGACGGCCAUGCCGACGCGGCCCAGGACACGGAGCAGUUCGUGGCCACUGUGCUGCAGGUGGCGAGCCGGGACCUGGACUGGGAGGUCCGUGCCCAGGGCCUGGAGCUGGCAUUGGUGUUCCUGGGCCAGACGUUGGGGCUGCCGCGUACCCACUGCCCCUAUGCCGUGGCCCUGCCCGAGGUGGCCCCAGCCCGGCCACUCGGCGAGGCACUGAGGGCUCUCUGCCACGUGGGGCUCUUUGACUUCGCCUUUUGUGCCUUGUUUGACUGCGACCGCCCUGUGGCGCAGAAGUCUUGUGACCUCCUUCUCUUCCUGAGGGACAAGAUUGCUUCCUACAGCAGCCUGUGGGAGGCCGGGGGCGGCCCCAACACCACCUCCACGGAGGCCACCCUGCCGGGGUGGCGGGCGGGUGAGCAGGCCCAGCCCCUGGGGGACCAGGAGCCUGAGGCUGUGCUGGCCAUGCUGAGGUCCCUAGACCUGGAAGGCCUGCGGAGCACGCUGGCCAAGAGCAGCGACCACGUGGAGAAGAGUCCCCAGUCCCUCCUGCAGGACGUGCUGGCCACGGGAGGCUUCCUGCAGGGGGACGAGGCCGACUGCUACUGAGCAGAACCAGAGUCUGCCUCGGGCUCAGGACCGAGGGAGGCAGCACCAUGUCCUUCUGUGGGACGCUGCCAGCCCCAGGGCUCCAGCCCAGCCCGGCAGAUCAUCUGGGGAAGCCAGGACCAGGAGAGAAGCAAGGCCAAGAAAUCCCACAUUUUGAUGUAUUAAAGAAAUGACUUAUUUUUACUCAAAAUGAAUGGCAUUGAAGUCUUU